AUGUAUGCAUCAUCACGACGAAACAUCUAUCUUGUAAUUUUUCAGGGAAUCAGAUCACGUUAUUUAACUCCACAACACACUAAAAAGCUCAGGCGGAGUUCCAACUGUAGCGCAACAUUUUUAGGAACUCACAUGCUGAAGUUUGGAUUAAAUCGAUUAAACUAUGCCGUAUCUUCUGGCCUUGUCAAAAGUCAAAAAAGAAGUAUAUACACAAGGCUACCUUUAAAAUGGUCUACUUCACAUAUUACAUGCAUGUCAAUAUACUAUUUCUCCCUUAUCUUAUACCUAGAUAGAGAAGAUCAAGUUCCGAGAAACACAGAUGUACUAGUUAUCGGUGGAGGUAUCAUAGGUUGGGCAACAGCUUUUUGGCUCCGACGUGAUUCAAAGUUUUCUGUCACUGUUGUUGAGAAGGAUCCUACAUAUAGUCAGUCAGCCACGGUUCUUGGACUAGGAUCUAUACGACAACAGUUUUCAGAACCAGAAAAUAUACAGAUGUCAUUGUUUUCAAUCGGGUUUUUGAGAAAUGUCUCAAAUUAUCUAUCGGUGGAAGAUCCAACAGAAAGCAUAGAUAUUGGUUUCAAUCCUCAAGGUUGUUUAAUGUUAGCAAAUGCUGAGAAUGUGGAUUUGUUAAAAGAGAAUUAUUUAUUACAGAUUGAUCUAGGAGCAAAAGUUGAACUGCUAACUAAAGACGAUCUGUCUGCGCGUUGGCCAUGGAUGAAUGUUGACGAUAUUGAAAUGGGUUGCUACGGUUAUGAAAAUGAAGGAUGGUUUGAUCCUUUUCAUUUACUGAAGGCAUUGAAAAUAAAAUGUCAUUUCAUGGGAGUAAACUAUGUUGUUGGAGAAGUGACUGACUUCCAUGCUAGUCCAUUCAUUAUGGUAUCUUCUUCUGGUGGGGAGUCACAGAGACCUCCAGUAUUAUGUAAACCUUUACGUUCUGCUACAAUUUCCCUUCCCAACCAAAUGAAUAUUUCUAUUGGUUUUAAUUCAGUAGUAAAUGCAGCAGGUCCAUGGGCAGCACAUGUGGCUGAAUUGGCUGAAAUUGGCAGCGAAAAUCUUCCUGUACGGUUACCAGUUGAGCCAAGAUAUCGUCAAAUUUUCGUUGUGCGACCUAAAAAUACACUUAGUCAUAUAGAAAGUCAUUAUCCAUUACCUGGUUUAGAUAUGCCAUUUAUGAUAGAUCAUAAUCGUUUAUUUAUUGAACGUCGUGAUCUUUCCGGGGAAUUUAUUGUUUAUUCUGAUAAUCCUAAAUUUGAUUUUCUUAAUAAUAAUUGUAAUAAACAAAAUUCGGUGAACCAUGAAUUUUUCCAUGAAUAUAUUCAACCGUUAUUGUGUAAACGUAUACCAGGAUUUAAAGAUGCUGAAGUAACUUCAGGUUGGAUAUCCAUAUGUGAUUAUAAUACAUGGGAUCAAAAUUUAAUUAUUGGUUCCCAUCCAUUACAUACUAACAUGUAUUUUUGCAAUGGUUCAAGUGGUCAUGGUACACAGCAUGCUAUAGCAAUUGGAAAAUCAAUUUCUGAAUUGAUUGCCUUUCAACAAUAUAAAACAUUCGAUCUAGUACGUUUCUCAUUUGAUCGUUUAUUUUCUAAUCAAACUGUGAAUGAAGUGAAUUGUUUUUAAAAGUUUUCUUGUAGUUGUUCAUUCAUCGCCUUAUUGAAUUAUUCAAUUUAAAAAAAUUUGUAAAUAAAUAUAUAAUUUGUUUGUUUUUUUCUUUUUGUUACGA
Schistosoma guineensis is the source of this 1720-nucleotide messenger RNA. Lineage: Eukaryota; Metazoa; Platyhelminthes; Trematoda; Strigeidida; Schistosomatidae. The record is from the annotation of a GenBank genome assembly.